UGCUUUCCUGAAAAACAACCACACAUUGAAGAACGAACCUCAGAGAAGACAAAUAAUAAAUUGAAAUACAUUUAUUUAGCGGCUACAUUUGCAUCGAGUAUAUAAAUAAAACUUAAGCUCUUUUUGUGUGCUAUUUACUGAUAUUCAACCAGAGAUAAAUAAACCUCCUUUUGAAACGAGCUGAAAAACAUUUCCGCGUGUUUAAGCGUUAUCACUGCGGUCGCUGUUUUACCUUGAUUUAGAAAAAAUCCACUGAAAUAAAACCUCAAUCUUUAGAUUUGUACAUACAUUUGUUCGUGCGGUAUUAUCAAUUCUACAAUAACUAGUAAAUACUAGAAGAUAAACUAAUUUUCAUUUAAAAAACAUGGCCCAACAACCUGUUGCUUUGUUAACCCGCAAGGAGACCUUCAGUGCUUGUCAUCGUUUACACAGUAAACAUUUAAGUGACGCAGAAAAUGUUGAAAUCUACGGUAAAUGCAAUAAUCCAAAUGGCCAUGGACAUAACUAUACGGUUGAAGUAACCGUACGCGGUCCCAUUGACAUACGUACCGGUAUGAUAAUGAACAUUACCGAUCUGAAAUUGGCCAUGGAUGGUGUUAUCUUCAAACAGUUGGAUCAUAAAAACUUAGACAAAGACGUGGAAUAUUUUCAGAAUGUGCCAAGCACUACGGAAAAUUUAACUGUAUUUAUAUGGGAGAACGUACGCCGAGCCCUUAAACGGCCAGAGUUAUUGUUUGAGGUGAAAAUUUAUGAAACCGAUAAAAACUCAGUAACUUAUCGUGGACCCUACAUACAAAAUGGUCAAUAUUUUAGUAAUAGACGCUCACCUAAAACCAGUUGCAAUAAUAUUUCUUCAGAUUCUGAUUAAAUACGAAUCUCUAGUGAUGGGAUGUAAACAUUUGUUGAUAUUAUGAUAUACAGGACUACUUACAAGCUAUACUUACGAUUGCAAUUGGAGAAACGUUAGAAUGAGAAGCAAAAACAUGUGAUUGUUAUAAAAUGUUUUUAUAAUAUUUUCUUUAUGCACUUUUUAUUGACCAGUUUCUUUCUAUAUAAAUAAAUCAUUUUUUUUUUUUAAUAAUUUGUCUAACAUUAUGUACUAGUUUAAGAAAUUAAGUUUAACAUGUUUAAAUAAGAAUUUAAAUGAUUUAGAUUUUGUUUUUAUUUGUUAACACUUUAUUUUGAGACUUUUAAUACAAUUUUCUAAAUCAGUGAACAUUUUUUAACAACAUCACCAUUCUUCAAGUAAUUUUUUUAAAGGUAAAUUUAAAGGAAUUGCCAUUCAUUCUUUAAAUUCUUAUUUAAAACUUUUACACUUUUAACACUGAAUAAAAUCUUUUUUAAUAUAUUUUAAUACUUAUUUGAAUUUACGUACAAAUUUUUUGGCUUUUUUAUAAAAUGAAUUUAAAGCUAUAUUUAAAAAAAUAAACAAAAAUAUUUUUCUAUAUUUCUAAAUUGUUUGUAAAAUUUUUUAUAAUAUUGUAUGUAAUAUAUAUUUUAAUUAAAAAUAAAACUGAACAUUAUUCCAUUUUUUGUUGUCUAAACUUAAAUAUAACAA
Molecule: messenger RNA, 1558 nt
Organism: Calliphora vicina (urban bluebottle blowfly)
Lineage: Eukaryota; Metazoa; Arthropoda; Insecta; Diptera; Calliphoridae
Gene: purple
Product: 6-pyruvoyl tetrahydrobiopterin synthase purple
Exons: 5
Coding region: 365-868 (167 amino acids)
Biological process (GO): tetrahydrobiopterin biosynthetic process
Cellular component (GO): mitochondrion
Molecular function (GO): 6-pyruvoyltetrahydropterin synthase activity
Source: RefSeq, a predicted model, not a curated record